Messenger RNA from Podarcis lilfordi (Lilford's wall lizard), 1919 nucleotides. The record is from the annotation of a GenBank genome assembly. Lineage: Eukaryota; Metazoa; Chordata; Lepidosauria; Squamata; Lacertidae.
AUGGGUGGCCUAUUGACCCAAACGAAACCUGCUGGUGACCUACUAAUAGCCCACCAUGGGCUUAGUCAAUCUCAGCUUUGGGUUCCCGGCUGAGAACUGCAAAACUGAUUGGAAAGAGUGUGUGUGCUUGUUUUUAAAUGCCUUACACAACACUAUCAAACCGAUAGUUACGUAAAUUCAACUAACAAAUAUACCCACAAUGUAACUGGCUGUGUUUAACUAUAUAAAUUCUUUAUACAACCACUGAUUCAUUUGUACAUACGUGGAACACAAAAGCUUCUAUUUGGACAUUACGUAUAUAAGACCUGAUCUAUUUGUAUUUCCUGUUCUAAAAGUUGGUCCUUAAUUGCUUCUACUCAACUAGAUAAUGUGAAAAGAGUUAUGUUUAUAUGAUGUAUAAAGAAUUUAUAUAGUUAAACACAGCCAGUUACGUUGUGGGUCUAUUUGUUUUUAAAUGCCUGGCAGGCCCCAGCCAAGAUCUAAGGGAGCUACAUUCGGCCCAGCAGCUUUGACCGAGGUGCCCUAAUCUGAACAGGCACCGCUGUGCCUUUGGAGGGGGCCAGUGCCCACACCGCUGGCUGUGCAUGCAGCUUGCAGGUUGCUUUUGACUCCACUCUCCACUUCCUGUGACUUUUCAAGACGAAACAGAGUGUGGGAGGAACUUUAUUUUUCUCUUCCCUUUUGCAAAAAUGCGGAGGUGCCGACUGCUCCUCUCCAUCUGAGGUUCAAGAGGAGGUGUGGAGUUAGUAGAAGCCUUUAGAGAGGAGACAGUCCUUGGUGGCACAACAGCUGAAGACCGGCAGGCCAGGAUAACACAGACUGGUAAGUUGUCACACACACCCUUCACCCAUUUGAUGGGUUGCUUCAUAAAGCAGGUGGAUAGAGAUGGUGAUGCAUUAAUGUAAUGCAAGUCGGACUUCAUUAGAAUGACACAAGGGUGGACUCUCCAUAGAUGUGGUGAGCUCUUAUUCCUUGGAGUUUUUUUAAUGCAGGUUUAGGUUUGAUGACCCUCUGCAAGGGAUUCUGAAGCUGUGAUUCAUAGAACUCUACAGUUCUAUGAUUCUCUGUUCAGGUUUGCAGUCACUCUGUUCCAUCACCUCUCAAAAAAAACAAAACCCCACCUAGUCAACAUUCUGUAGCUUUUGAGCAUCUUCAGUCCUGAUUCAAGAGUUUGGGGAGUUAGGAAGAUAGGAAGCUGCCUUAUGCAGUCAGACCAUGGGUCCAGCUGGCUCAGUGGCAGCAGCUCUCGAGGCUUUCAUGCAGGGAAUUUUCUGUUGGGGAUUGAGCCUGGAACUUUCUGCAUACAGGCUCUACACCACUUUGCCCCUUAGGAUCUUGUCCCCUUCCUUGGUGGUCUAAUUUUGAGGGGGCCCCCCCCAUGCCUGCUGAUAGCUCCCCUUAUGGGUGAGGCUGUUUUGUCCAUGUUUAAGAGCGUCACUCACCCACUGAACCCCAGAACUAGAAGAAAUGAUCAGCACGGCCCCAGAUUGAUCAGACCGAGGGGUCCAUCUAGCAGUCUUCAGCUUACAACUGCAUUCAGCUGUGUAAUGAUAAGUUUGUGCUGGAGAAGGCAAUCAAAGGCUACCAUUCACAAUGGCUGCAUUGUACCUCCACUAAUGGAGGAGUGACAGUUGCUGCAAACUACAGGAGUGGAGAGUCGUGCUCAGUUCCUGUUUGCAGGCUUCCCAGAGGCAUCUGGUUGGCCUCUGUGAGAGCAGUGUGCUGGACUAGGUGGGCUUUUGACCUGAUCAAGCUUAUUCUGUAAAACUGAGAUUGCAGCACAGAGCCCAAGCAGCUUAGCUUGAUGCAAAGUUGCAGCCCUCUUGAUAACGUCUUAACAUUCUUCUCUUUCUGCUUUAACAGUUUUGCUCUUCGCUGGGUCAGCUCUGCUCACAGGCAAAAGGCUUGCACCUCUUUAG